AUCGAUUACUCCGCGGUCACACUGUUACUCGGGCUAAAAAAACAAGUUUGUACUUGAAAAGUACGGCGUAUUUCCACGACGAAGAACGCAACCGCCCGCCAAGUGAACGCCCGAUGCAGCAGCGAUCCGCUCGAGGAUUGAGCCCGGAAUCCGGAGGAAUCCCGGCGAGGAUGUGAUGUGCGCACUGGGCCGUCUCCGCUGGUCGAUAUAAACUCGUGCCCCGUCUCUUCUCCGUUCUCCGCUCGCCCGCUGUCCAGUGUCCACUGUCCGACGCCCGCUUCUCCUCACCCUCCUGCCCAGCCGAUCCCGAUCCCCGGGGCAACUCAUCCCCACUGCCUCUGCCGGGAAGUCCCGCAGCAGUGGCUAGUUUCGCCAAGGAGCACGAGUGGCAGCACCAGGGAACCCGGGAAGCGCCAGGAAACCGGGCCGGAAGUCGGGAAUCUGAGGCAUCUUUGCCAGAACGCACCCCAGAUACCUUGGCCGGGAGCCCCGAUCCCGGGAACGGGAUAUCAAGAACCACAGGAGCCCAUUAAGGAAACUAACGCAAAGCUACCCCGGGUGUUGUACCGGGAACCCACUGGGUUUCAGACACAAGCCUGAAACUAAGCAACGCAUAGGGAGACAGUCUGAUGCCUUAAUUGCCAAGACAUUCGGGACUCUUGCCGAAGAGCCUAAACCUAAGAAAUAAGAAUAACCCAACCGAAAACUGUGGUAUCCCAAAGGGAAAUAUAGGAAGCCGCAUCUGAGAGGCCGGGCAGGAUCACCAGGAUCCCGGGGAGAUGGCCACCGCAUCGCUGGACGCACUGCAGGCAGCCUAUGUGGACUUCAGCGAGCUAACACUCAGAGAGAAAGUCGGUCAUGGGUCCUACGGGGUGGUCUGCAAGGCGGUCUGGCGCGAUAAGCUGGUGGCCGUUAAGGAGUUCUUCGCCAGCGCCGAGCAGAAGGACAUCGAGAAGGAGGUGAAGCAGCUGUCGCGCGUGAAGCACGCGAACAUCAUUGCUCUACACGGCAUCUCCUCGUACCAGCAGGCCACCUACCUGAUCAUGGAGUACGCCGAAGGUGGAUCGCUGCACAACUUCCUCCACGGCAAGGUUAAACCGGCGUACUCCCUGGCCCACGCCAUGAGUUGGGCUCGCCAGUGCGCAGAGGGCCUGGCCUAUUUGCAUGCCAUGACACCGAAACCCCUGAUCCAUCGCGAUGUCAAGCCGCUGAACCUGCUGCUGACCAACAAGGGGCGCAACCUGAAGAUCUGCGAUUUCGGAACGGUGGCCGACAAGUCCACCAUGAUGACGAACAAUCGCGGCAGUGCCGCUUGGAUGGCUCCCGAGGUCUUCGAGGGCUCCAAGUACACGGAGAAAUGCGACAUCUUCAGCUGGGCCAUCGUGCUGUGGGAGGUCCUGUCCAGGAAGCAGCCCUUCAAGGGCAUCGACAAUGCCUACACCAUCCAGUGGAAGAUCUACAAGGGUGAACGUCCACCGCUGCUGACCACCUGCCCCAAGCGCAUCGAGGACCUGAUGACCGCCUGCUGGAAAACGGUGCCCGAGGAUCGCCCCUCGAUGCAGUACAUAGUGGGCGUCAUGCACGAGAUCGUCAAAGACUACACGGGGGCGGACAAGGCCCUGGAGUACACGUUUGUUAAUCAACAGAUUGUCACCAAAGAGAGCGACGGCACGGUGGCCGCUCAAUCGGAUAGCCUCAGUUCGCAGGAGGAGGAACUGAGCCCCUCGUCCACACAGUUAACACCGACAACGGCGGCCAACGCCAAUGUGAACGCGAUAGCAAUAACAGAAACAACGACUAGCUCAAUGACCGAAAAUACCUCAUCAACAUCAUCGGACAUCACGCCGACGAAUUCGGGCCAACUUGACAAUAAUCCGCUAUUCCACAUGGUCAGCAAUCGCUGGGACGCGAUUCCCGAGGAGGAUAGCAACGAGAGCCGAAAUGACAGCUUCAACCUCACCUCGUCGGCGGAGGCCACCCAGCGCCUGGAGACGAUCCGCAACGGGAUGAUCCUGAUGGCCUGCAAGCCCAUGGAGCAGCUCACCCUCGACGUGGAGCCGAAUGGCUUCGACCUGAGUCGCAGCGAGAGCGGCAGCAGCAGCACGCACGCCAAGAGCGAUGGCCGCGAGCGACUCACGGUGACGGACACCAAGCCGGUGAUCAUGACCACGGAUCUGACCAACAACAACAACAGCCACGCCCUCUCGAACGGCCUGCUGAGCCAUGCGAAUGGGCGGCAACUGACGGAGGAGGAGCAGCAGGAGCAGGAUCAGGAGGUCGCCAACUCGCUGGACGUCGCCGUGGAUCCCGACGAGGACGAGAACGACGGCACCGAGCAGUCGCUGGCCGAGAUCCUCGACCCGGAGCUCCAGCCCGAGCCGCCCAUUCCCAACGAUGCCGAGUCGCAGCUCAUCUACCGGGAGCACCGGCACAUGGCCAAGGAGUACCUCAGCGUCGACACGAACCUCUACUACGCGCAGGACUUCAAGGACAAGCUCAUCGUCCAGAUGGACCGCACCGAGCGCGAGCAGAAGCAGGAGCUGCUGCGCAAGAUCAAGGACAAGGAAGGCCUGCAGAGUCUGUACAACAACCUGCAGCAGCAGUACGAGCGGCUGCCCGCCUCGCGCCAGCUGUCCGCCGGCCAUCACUCACAUCCGGCGUCCCACGCCCACCCGCAUCCGCAUUUGCACGGCCAGCAGGAGGAUGUCGGAGGAGGACUGCUGCCGGGCUCGCUGACCGGAGGAGGCUCGGAGUCCGUGGAAGAGGGUUGGGUGGUCAUCCAGCCGCAUCCCAACGCGUAGUCUCCGCAACCGCCGCUUAGUCUCUUUACGUCUUAGGCUAGUGCUGUAACCUCUAAUCUGUAAACCGUAAACCGUAAACCGUAAUCCGAGGUCCGUACUCGGACAUCUUUAUCUGUAUCGUUAGCCAUAGCACUGUGUUUAUUUAUAUUUCGGACGCGUCUGUUCGUUCUAAGCGUUUUUUUAAUUAUCUCUAAGCGUCUUAGUCCGUGUUUCUUUUAAUUUAGCAAACGACCUCUUCACCCAUAGGCAUUCUCUGACACUUAACUUAGGUUUUAAUUGUACUGUUUAUAUACACACAUACUUAGCAUACACACGUAUCUGUCCGAGGAAGCUGACAAGGAGUAGACCAAAAAAAUAUAAAAACCAUCGAAAGCAACGAA
Drosophila biarmipes is the source of this 3181-nucleotide messenger RNA. It is a transcript of the gene Tak1, whose product is annotated as mitogen-activated protein kinase kinase kinase 7. Gene Ontology annotation, molecular function: magnesium ion binding; MAP kinase kinase kinase activity; ATP binding. The record is from RefSeq and is a predicted model, not a curated record. Gene Ontology annotation, biological process: JNK cascade; positive regulation of canonical NF-kappaB signal transduction; protein phosphorylation. The transcript has 8 exons. NCBI's taxonomy places the organism in Eukaryota, Metazoa, Arthropoda, Insecta, Diptera, Drosophilidae. Bases 780 to 2801 code for a protein of 673 amino acids.